AUGCCUCGAGUACCUUACGUCUUUCCCCCUGCCGGGAGCGAUGCUGUGGCAGAUGCCAUCCGUCAGAGACGGGGGGCGAGGGGACUGACAUCUCUUGAUGGCAUGCUGCUCAACGCUCCGCCCAUCGCUCAAGGAUGGAACACACUGCUAGGAGCCGUGAGGACGGGUAGUCAGCUGGAGGGCGAUUUGCGAGAAAUCAUGGUGCGUUCCUUCCGACGCCGGUGUCGACGCAAAGCAGGCCAACGUGAAUUCUCAACACUGCCUUGCUUACUUGUGCUUUCAUCAUUCUCAUCAAGAUUUUGAGGGUCGCCGCUAGAAACAAAGCAGCCUUUGAAUGGAUCCAGCACGAAAAGGUGGCGCGCGAAGAGGGUGUCAGCACGGAGCAACUUACUCGUAUUGGCGACCUUGGCGUGCCAGCUUUGUCUUCUACCAGGCCAGGAGCUGGCUCGUUGUCGAGCAUCCAAGCUGCAAUGCUUUCAUUAGCAGACGAAAUGACGACCAAGGUGCAUGUAUCGGAUGAGACGUUCGAGGCAGCUAGAUCCGCUUUUCAAAAAGAUGGAGAGGACGAGACUGCAGCGAAUAGAAAGGUCGUCGAGGCAGUGGCUACCACCGCAGUGUACAACAUGGUCUCGCGAUUUCUAGUGGCGCUGGACAUCGAUGACAAAGCAGCUGCACCCGUGCCAGUGCCCGGUAUGGACACUUUCUCUCCUGUCACAGCAUCAGACGACACCUCUUAUCGCUACAUCGACGUCAAGACAGGAGGUGGAUGCAGGUUGGCGAGUAGCGUAAGCUUCGCGAGAGUCAACGCUCCUUGGAUCAUCCUUGUCAACUCUCUGAUGACAAACCUCACAAUGUGGAACUGGGUCUUGCCGCACUUUCAAAAGGCAGGCUAUAACGUAAUCUGGUACGAUCAAAGAGGGCACGGAAGGUCUAGCGUUCCGGGUGAAGCAUGUACCAUGGAAAUCCUGGCUGAUGACGUCGCCGAAAUCCUCUCUGCGUACGGCAUCGACAAGGCGUACGCAGUCAUCGGCGUAAGUCAAGGUGGUGCUACAGCGCUGUCUUUUGCAGUCAGACAUCCGCGACUAGCCGAACGCGUUAUUGCAUGCGACACACAAGCCUCGACUCCUAGCGCCAAUGUUCAGGCUUGGAACGACAGGAUAGACUUGGCAAGGAGAGAGUCCAUGUCGCAUUUGGCUGAUCAGACUGUGCCUCGCUGGUUUGGCGAGCAGACAAACGCGACUCUCGAAGUCAGAGACAAGCUGCACGAACUCGUAUCCACAACGUCCGCCGAGGGGUUCGAAAAGGGUGCCCGAGCACUGCAGAGCUACGAUCUGCUUCAAGCUGGUCUGCUGGAUGCGUUGGCGAAGACGAAGACUCUGCUGAUCGCAGGACAGCACGACGGCAAACUACCAGAGACGAUGCGAGCGCUGGCUCAGCAGGUGCGGGACCAAGACUCGAGCGCCAAUGUGCAGUUCGAAGCCAUCCCCGCGUCUGGCCACUUGCCAAUGUGCGACAAUCCGGACAAGUGGUGGGAGGUGGUAGGAGCUUGGUUGGCCAAGUAG
Messenger RNA from Ceraceosorus bombacis, 1562 nucleotides. Lineage: Eukaryota; Fungi; Basidiomycota; Exobasidiomycetes; Ceraceosorales; Ceraceosoraceae. The record is from the annotation of a GenBank genome assembly.